AUGGUCAAGGCGAUUCCAGCAUACUUUGUUGAUGGACUCAAUCGGAUUCCUGAUUUAAUAAGCAUCAUUUACUAUCAAUGUAAUAAAGUCGAAUUAUAA
Messenger RNA from Sclerotinia sclerotiorum 1980 UF-70, 99 nucleotides. RefSeq lists its product with no specific name. The coding region runs from base 1 to 99 and encodes 32 amino acids. Lineage: Eukaryota; Fungi; Ascomycota; Leotiomycetes; Helotiales; Sclerotiniaceae. The record is from RefSeq and is a predicted model, not a curated record. The transcript has a single exon.